AUGCUCCACUAUGGAGAUCCCGGAUACAUGGAGCAGGAUCGGAGUCUCAUGCUGUACAGCAUAACCUUUACGUUCCUCGCCGCUUCCAUCUGCAUGGUCGUCCUCAGGCUUUACUGCCAAUGGUUUCUUCUCCGCUCCCAACGAGCCACCCUCUCAGAAAUUCUCAUCGUCAUAUCCCUCUUCGUCGACAUCGCAUCCUCCAUCCUGAUCCACUUCCAGAUCUACACCGGCAUGGGCAAACACAUCGAGUACUCACGGGCGCGGCCAGCGAUGCUGAAAGCGAGUAUGAAAAUUGGACUGGCGCAAAAUACUUGCUAUCAGGCACUGAUUGGGCUGGUCAAGAUGAGCAUCCUCGCCCAGUUCUACCAAUUCGCACAACCAGGGCUGCAGAAACGCGUGGUUGCGUGGGUCGGAGCGUUUGUGUGUGUCUUCAUGCUGUUUACCGUAUUCGCUGCAAUCUUCCAGUGCAUUCCCAUGAAAGCUGCCUGGGAUCUCCAGAACUUCCCUAGGGGAUGCUGGAACAUGAUGAACGUGAAUUUCUUCACCUCGUCGAUGAACACGUUUCUCGACCUCGUUGUGUUCCUCCUCCCCAUCACAACCAUCUACAAACUCCCGACCACGUUCAGAAAGAAGCUAACGCUAGCCCUGGCGUACAGCAUGGGUCUCCUUGCACUCGCCUGCUCCGUAGUGCGGGUACGGAACAUAGUCUUUUUCAACGGCGAAGGCGAUUUCACGUACGUGGCAUGUAUGGUCCCUGUAUGGGGAGCGAUCGAAUGUAACGCAGGUAUCAUAUGCGCGUCUUUCCCCUCGCUCCUCCCUCUGAUCACCCGCCAGGGUCGACCAGCACCCACGUCUUCCAUUCAGCUGACGUCGACGCUGGGGUCGGGGGGAGCGACCCGGGCCCAGCAGCCGCAGAAAGAGGCCAAGCCGCUGGAAAGAAGUGCUGUCAAAACGGAUCAGGAACUUCCCUAUAAUCACUGGGAGAUGUGA
Ascochyta rabiei is the source of this 990-nucleotide messenger RNA. RefSeq lists its product as uncharacterized. The record is from RefSeq and is a predicted model, not a curated record. Bases 1 to 990 code for a protein of 329 amino acids. NCBI's taxonomy places the organism in Eukaryota, Fungi, Ascomycota, Dothideomycetes, Pleosporales, Didymellaceae. The transcript has 7 exons.